Messenger RNA from Chaetura pelagica (chimney swift), 898 nucleotides. It is a transcript of the gene CNRIP1, whose product is annotated as cannabinoid receptor interacting protein 1. Gene Ontology annotation, cellular component: plasma membrane. Lineage: Eukaryota; Metazoa; Chordata; Aves; Apodiformes; Apodidae. Gene Ontology annotation, biological process: negative regulation of signaling receptor activity. The coding region runs from base 13 to 501 and encodes 162 amino acids. Gene Ontology annotation, molecular function: type 1 cannabinoid receptor binding. The record is from RefSeq and is a predicted model, not a curated record. The transcript has 3 exons.
CGGAGACAAGCGAUGGGCGACAUCCCCAGCCUCGUGAAAAUCAGCGUCUCUCUCAAAAUCCAGCCCAACGACGGGGCGGUGUAUUUCAAGGUGGACGGGCAGCGCUUCGGCCAGAACCGCACCAUCAAGCUGCUGACCGGGGCCAAGUACAAGAUCGAGGUGGCUCUUCGGCCCGGCACCGUCCAGGCCACGACAAUGGGCAUCGGGGGCGUCAAUGUCCCACUGGAAGAGAUAUCAAGGGAUGCACAGGUGGCCUCUUACACGGGGAUCUAUGACACAGAAGGGGUGCCCCAUACCAAGAGUGGAGAGAGACAGCCCAUCCAGGUCAACAUGCAGUUUAAUGACAUUGGUGUUUUUGAAACAGUCUGGCAAGUCAAAUUCUACAACUACCACAAACGGGAUCAUUGCCAAUGGGGAAACAGUUUUGCUUGUAUUGAGUACGAAUGCAAACCAAACGAAACACGCAGUCUCAUGUGGAUCAAUAAAGAGACCUUCCACUGAAGAAACGUAAAACCAAUACUGCUGGACAAUCUCCCCAAUGAAAGAUCUACCUUUUUAAACCAGCAAGAAGCCUUAACAAAGGCAUAAUAUAACAUUGCUUUGUUCCAUAAGUUUCCAUCAACUACAUUGUAUAUACAGGUGGUGCCACUGAAAUCUUCGCCUAUUACUGUAUUUUAAGUUUGCCAUGGCAUCUGUAACAUUCUUUAUCCAUCAUCCUGACAAUACUGUAAAGUUCAUGGGAAAGAAUACUUGAUAGCCUGGUAGAAAGUCAUAAAUCGUAAUACUGUCGUAAGUAUUUGCAUCAUGCCCACUAAAUGGGUUCCACUAGAUGUAGCAGUUUAGUGAAGUGUUUUGCUUUAUUGCUUAGAAUUUGGAUGCAACAUCACAUUGGUGAUUU